Molecule: messenger RNA, 1794 nt
Organism: Brassica napus (rape)
Lineage: Eukaryota; Viridiplantae; Streptophyta; Magnoliopsida; Brassicales; Brassicaceae
Exons: 1
Coding region: 1022-1651 (209 amino acids)
Biological process (GO): response to auxin
Source: RefSeq, a predicted model, not a curated record
AAAAGGGUAUAGCCCAUAAACAAAGGCAACAUGCGAAGUUAUGAAAUGAUCUCAUCUGAAAUCACUAUAAAAAAAGGAAGAGAAAAGUAAGAAAUUUCGAAAAAAUAAAAAAGAAGAAAGAAAUUUCACAUGGGGAGGUACAGUGAAAACCUGAAAUCGCACUAACAUUGACGUGGAAAUACAAGUCCUUUACCGGCGUGGCCUCCAUGUUCUACGAAUGGGACUUCUGAAGGAUGCUUUAGUUAAAAUAUUGACUCUUUUUCGUUUGUCGUUAGUGAUAUGUAAAGCUUAUACAAUUACUAAAAAGAGGACUAUGUAAUCUAAUUAAUACUAAUCCGUAUUCAUAUUAUAUGUAUAUUUCUGGAAGAAGAGAUCCAAUCGUUAGAUUCCUGGGGAACUGAACUGAAAGUGUUUGGUAAAAGUGUGAAACCGUUUGCUUUGGAAAUUGAAGCCCCCAUGUUUCAUGUCUCUUUUUUUUUCUUGUUCUCUCUCUCACCAGUCACCACAACAUUACUACUUCACUUUUCAUUAGGAAAAUUAGGAAAACCGUGAUUUCUUUCUAUUACAUAUAUAAAUACUCUUCUACUAUAUGUUUACUUUUAUAAGAUGUUACAUUCACCACAUAAAUAAUUAGCAAAACUAAACCAAAGUAUUAAUUCUUAAAAAGAUAAAAUAGUAGAACCAGUAAACUUAGUUUUACAUCUACUUUUUGUAGUUUUUUUUUCAUUUAGCGGUGUUAUCAAUACCAAAAGUGUAUACAAAUUGCGGAUUUAAAACGCAAAUCACAAAAGCAUAAUUAAACAUGGCCUUAAUGACGAUUUAAGUUAAAAGAAAGUCAAACUAGAAGUAAUAACCCCACCCUAAGGUUUUCCAAGUUGAGAGAAUUAAGAAAUCCAAAAGCAUAUGAUUAGUCAACUAUUUUAAUCAUUUAGCUUCAAAAAUUAAUCUGUAAACUAAUUAAAACAAGAUUCCAAAACGUCAUCAACGCCUCUAUAUAUCUCCAUAACCUCUAGAACCCACCAUGUCUCUCUCCAUCAUUACACAAAACAGAGAUCAUCAAACACAAAAAGAACUAGCCAUGUCUUCUUCUGUUUCCACCAUAGAAGCCAAGAAGUCAAACAAAAUCAGAGACAUCGUAAAGCUUCAACAGAUCCUCAAGAAAUGGAGAAAAGUCGCUCAAGCAUCAAAACAAGCCAACAACAACAAGAUUAACAACGAAGAAGACAUCAACAACAACCUAACCAAAACUGGAAGUGGAAGUGCAAGUAAGAGCAUCAAGUUUCUGAAGAGGACACUAUCCUUCACAGAUGUAACAGCUGUUCCUAAAGGCUACUUAGCUGUCUCGGUGGGGAAAGAGGAGAAGAGAUACAAGAUACCAACGGACUACCUUAGCCACCAAGCUUUCCACGCGCUGUUGCGUGAAGCAGAAGAAGAGUUCGGGUUUCAGCAAGCUGGUGUGCUGAAGAUUCCUUGUGAAGUUGCUGUGUUUGAAAGCAUUUUGAAGAUAAUGGAGGACAACAAGAGUGAUGAGUACCUGACCACACAGGAGUGCAGGUUCAAUGCAACUACUGAUGAAGCUGUAACUUACCGUCAUCCUUCGGAUUGCCCUAGGACUCCUUCUCUUCAACCUCACAGUCCAAUGUGCAGAUAACUUUUGUCUUUGUAUUGAUGUGUUUGUUGCUUUUAACCAUUCUUCUCCCUCUUCCCCCAUGUUCCCACUUUUUUCCCUUGGGGAUUUGAACUUUGUGUACUUUGCAACUCCGAGAGAAAAAAGAAUGAGAGAUUUUUGAAUAA